AUCAGUGAUUCUUGGUGUCAAUAGAUCGAGCAUAUGGUGUGCAGACACAAGAUUUGCGUAUGUGCCGCGGACCUAAUCCGACGAAACCCGGUCGGCUAGGGUUAGGUUGGUUCAACACCGACUUGGUGAGCCCAACCGGUUGUUUAUGAGAAGCCCUAAAAGAUGAUGGGCACCGCCAAAGUUCAACAACCUUGGUCCCGCUGCGACUCGGGGUCUCCUCCGCCGCUGCAUCCAUCGGCGGCUUUGCGUUCUACGACCGAUCUUUGAUAAGCUCCACAAUGGCUGCUAAAAAUGGCGCAAGCAGCAUCGAGAAAGAGCAGAUUUUUGGAAUGGCAGAGAAAGAAAUGGAGUACAGGGUGGAUCUCUUCAACAGGCUCACACAGACAUGUUUCGAUAAAUGUAUCGAGAAAAGGUACAAGGAAUCUGAGCUCAACAUGGGUGAAAACAGUUGCAUUGAUCGAUGCGUUUCAAAAUAUUGGCAGGUGACAAAUAUAGUUGGGCAACUACUUGGUUCGAACAGGCCUCCAAUGUGAAGCAUCUGAUAUGCCUUUUUUCAGACUGAAAAGCUAUUUCACCGUCAGCAACAUACAUCAAAUGGUUAUGCAAUCACAUUUGGCAUAACUUGAGAUAUAUGCAACCUCUAAGAUAAAUUUGUUUGAGGAACAAACACUUCUUACCUUUGAUGAUUAUUAUUUUUAAUGGCGUUGUCUUUCUUAGCAUCAAAUAAACUUGCAGCUGUUAAUUGAAAGCCUUUGGAUUGUAAAAUCAGUAUGAUUGUGUUGAACUUGCAGCUGGUAAUUGCCAGCUUUUGGAAUUAGUCAGUAUGAUCGUGUUAUUAGA
Molecule: messenger RNA, 840 nt
Organism: Musa acuminata AAA Group (dessert banana)
Lineage: Eukaryota; Viridiplantae; Streptophyta; Magnoliopsida; Zingiberales; Musaceae
Product: mitochondrial import inner membrane translocase subunit TIM10
Exons: 6
Coding region: 279-533 (84 amino acids)
Biological process (GO): protein insertion into mitochondrial inner membrane
Cellular component (GO): mitochondrial inner membrane
Source: RefSeq, a predicted model, not a curated record